Messenger RNA from Labrus bergylta (ballan wrasse), 5562 nucleotides. It is a transcript of the gene polr1a, whose product is annotated as RNA polymerase I subunit A. Gene Ontology annotation, molecular function: DNA binding. Gene Ontology annotation, cellular component: RNA polymerase I complex. Lineage: Eukaryota; Metazoa; Chordata; Actinopteri; Labriformes; Labridae. The record is from RefSeq and is a predicted model, not a curated record. Gene Ontology annotation, biological process: DNA-templated transcription.
ACAUGAUUUGAUGGUCCCACGUGUGACACAGGAGCAACUUCGGUGUGCAUGUGGUUCAACUUUAACGCCAUGAAUUUAUUAAGAUAAACAUCGUAAACAAGCCUUCGUAAUCCUCCAACAUGUUGUUUGGAAAAGAUGUGCCAUGGCGGCAUUUGGAGGGCAUGUCGUUUGGCAUGUACUCUGCCGAGGAGAUAAGGAAGUUGAGCGUGAAGACGAUCACUAGUUCCAGGUUCCUGGAUGCUGUGGGGAACGUGGCCCCUAACAGCCUGUACGAUCUGGCCCUCGGCCCAGUAGACAGCAAAGAGGUGUGUUCAACAUGCUGCCAGGACUUCAACAACUGUCCAGGACACUUCGGACAUGUCGAGCUACCUCUUCCUGUGUACAACCCGCUGUUGUUUGAUAAACUCUACCUGUUGAUUCGUGGUUCCUGUCUCUCGUGUCACAUGUUGACCUGCACCCGAGCUGCCAUCCACCUGCUGCUGCAGCAGCUCAAGUUGUUGGACCAUGGAGCCAUGCAGGAGGUCUACCGAAUAGAACAAGUUCUCAACCAGCAUCUGGAGGAGAAUCCGAAGGCAACUGGUGACGAGAUUGAGCAGGUACUCAGAGAUUUUACGGACAAGAUCGUUGGAGGCUCUGCUGGAGGCUCCAAUAACUUAAAACCGAUUAAACAUCUUGUUGAAAAGAAGAGCAGUCUGAUAAAUGACUUCUGGAGGGUCCAUAUGAAAACCAGGAAGUGCCCUUACUGCAGGACUGGAAAGUUUACCUUGCGGCGGGAACACAACAGUAAGCUGAUUGUUACAAUGCCAUCAGGACCAAAGACCGCUGGCAAAACUGACGAGGAUCUAAUGGCUGGGAAGAGAGUCUACCUGACGGCUAGUACUGCGAGAGAACACACCAACAAACUGUGGGAGAAAGAAGGUUACUUCUUGAAGUGUCUCUUCUCUGGGCUGGAGGAGGGGAUGGUAUCUCAGGAGGGGGGGGCAAACUCCUAUACAGACCUCUUCUUUCUCGAGCUACUGGUAGUCCCACCAGCCAGGUACCGUCCCAUCAAUCGGCUGGGCGACCAGAUGUUUACAAACGGUCAGACGGUCAACAUGCAGGCCACCAUGAAGGACUGCGAGAUCAUAAGGAAACUUCUGGCUCUCAUAGCACAGGAGACAACUACUCAGGAGGAAGAGGCUCCAGAACAAACAGACCAGACGUUUCUGACUGGUAUUCCCGGAGUGACGUUAACAGAUAAACUCUACAACAUCUGGAUCCGCCUACAGACCCACGUCAACAUCGUGUUCGACAGCGACAUGGACAAAAUGAUAACAGAGAAAUACCCCGGAAUCAGACAGAUCUUGGAAAAGAAGGAUGGGUUGUUCCGGAAACACAUGAUGGGAAAACGAGUGGACUUCGCUGCUCGUUCGGUCAUCUGUCCAGACAUGUACAUAGGGACGAAUGAAAUCGGAAUACCGAUGGUGUUUGCCACCAAGCUGACCUACCCUCAGCCUGUCACCCCAUGGAACGUGAAGGAGCUCCGUCAGGCCAUUAUCAACGGGCCUAACGUCCACCCCGGUGCUUGCAUGGUGAUAAAUGAGGAUGGCAGAAGAACAAUCCUAUCAGCCAGCAGUCUUGCACAGAGGGAGGCUGUUGCUAAGCAACUGCUGACACCCUGCCCUGGUCCCCAAAAGAUGCCCAUGAAGAUUGUGAAUCGUCACAUAAAGAACGGAGAUGUUCUUUUGUUAAACAGACAACCGACUCUGCACAGACCCUCCAUUCAAGCCCACUGUGCACGCAUCUUACCGGGAGAAAAGGUACUACGGCUCCACUAUGCCAACUGUAAGGCGUACAACGCUGACUUUGAUGGAGAUGAAAUGAACGCACACUUCCCUCAGAGCGAGCUGGGCCGAGCCGAGGCCUACACCUUAGUCAGCACUGACCAGCAGUACCUCGUCCCCAAGGAUGGAAAACCUUUAGCGGGGCUGAUCCAGGACCACAUGGUAUCAGGUACAAGGAUGACAAUCCGAGGCUGCUUCUUCACCAGAGUCCAGUACACUGAGCUGGUGUACAGAGGACUGACUGACAAACCAGGCAGAGUCAAACUGCUGCCUCCGGCCAUCCUCAAACCACAGCCGCUGUGGACGGGGAAGCAGGUUGUGUCUACGCUGCUGUUGAACGUCAUCCCACAGAAUGCCGUGCCUCUCAAUCUGGUCGGCAAAUCCAAAAUCCCCAGCAAAGCCUGGAUUCAAGUCCCACCCCGAGCCGCCCCAGGAUACAAACCUGACAGCAUGUGUGACUCACAGGUGGUGAUCCGUCACGGGGAGCUGCUGGUGGGGGUCCUGGACAAAGCUCACUACGGCUCCUCAGCCUACGGCCUGGUGCACUGCUGUUAUGAGCUGUACGGAGGACAGACCAGCGGCAAACUGCUCAGCUGCCUGGCUCGACUCUUCACCGCCUACCUGCAGCUUUACAGAGGCUUCACUCUGGGUGUUGAAGACAUUUUAGUGAAGCCAGGUGCCAACAAGAAGAGGACGAAAAUCAUCCAAGAAUCGCUGAAGAUCGGCACCAAAGCCCUACAGGCAGCCUUCAACCUGCCGCCAAAUGUGGAUCAAGCUGAGGCUCGGAGCCGCUGGCAGGAUGCUCACCUCAACCCAGACCAGAGAGACUUCAGCAUGGCUGAUCACAAGUUCAAGGAAGUGGCUAACCAAGUGAACAACGACAUAAACAAGGUGUGCAUGCCCAUCGGACUCCACACCUCUUUCCCAGACAACAACCUACAGCUGAUGGUCCAAUCAGGAGCCAAGGGGUCUACUGUAAACACCAUGCAGAUUUCAUGUCUACUGGGGCAGAUUGAGUUGGAGGGUCGUAGGCCUCCACUGAUGCCCUCUGGGAAGUCCUUGCCAUGCUUCCAGCCAUAUGACCCUUCACCUGGUGCAGGGGGCUUCGUUUCUGGAAGGUUCCUCACGGGCAUCAAACCACAGGAGUUUUUCUUCCAUUGUAUGGCCGGCAGAGAGGGUCUGGUCGACACAGCUGUGAAAACCUCCAGAUCAGGAUACUUGCAGAGAUGUGUCAUAAAGCAUCUGGAGGGUUUGGUAGUGCAGUAUGAUCUGACGGUCAGGGACAGUGAUGGAUCUGUGGUCCAGUUCCUGUACGGUGAAGACGGCUUGGACAUCCCCAAGACUCCGUUCCUGCAGCCGAAACAGUUCCCGUUCCUAGAGGACAACUAUGAGGUCAUCAACGGGUCACAGGGCCUGGACAGUGUGUUGGCUCGUUUGGAUCCUCAGACUGCCAGUCAGCACUUUGCAGCCAUCCAGCGCUGGAAAGCAAAGAGAGAGACGGCAUGUCCACGGAGAGGAGCAUUCUUGCUGUUUUCACAGAAGAAGUUGGCCAAAGUGAAAGAGGCCGAGCCGACAGCAGAGCCAGAUGUUAACGGCAGAAAAGCGACCACACAGCAGCUCAUACAGCAGUGGAACUCUCUGGAUGAAUCCAGCAGAUCCAAGUACAGCAGGAGGACCUCCCGCUGCCCCGAGCCCUCCCUGGGCGUGUUAAGGCCAGACGUCAGCUUCGGAUCGGUAUCUGAAAACUUUCACAGCAUCACGGACAAAUACAUGCAGAACAGAGACGGAGCAAGACAAGACAGCCUGGAUGCCAACAGCCUUCGCCAGCUGUUGUACUAUAAGUGGCAGCGAUCGCUGUGUGAUCCCGGGGAAGCAGUGGGUCUGCUGGCAGCUCAGUCCAUAGGCGAGCCCUCCACACAGAUGACCCUCAACACCUUCCACUUUGCUGGCAGAGGAGAGAUGAACGUCACUUUGGGAAUACCUCGAUUGAGAGAGAUCCUGAUGGUGGCCAGCUCCAACAUUAAAACUCCCAUGAUGAGCGUUCCAGUGCUGAACAACAAGAAAGCCUUGAAGAGGGCCAAGACGCUACGAAAGCAGCUCACCAGAGUCUGUCUGUCUGAGGUGCUGCAGAAGGUGGAUGUGGUCGAGACUCUGCAGAUUGAGAACCAUUUCAAAUCGCGAAAGUUUAAAGUCACUUUCCACUUCCUGCCUCCUGAGCGUUACAGUGAAGAUAAGCUGCUGUCCCCCGAACAAAUUCUGCACUACAUGGAAACCAGGUUUUUCCGUCUCCUCCUUGAAGCCAUUAAGAAGCGUAGUGCCAAGCUGGCUUCCAUCGCCGUGGAAACAAGGAAGGCCACCCUCAGAGAUAAGGACCAGGAUGGUGAUGCAACAGCUGACACAGCAGGGUUGGAUGACGCGGAAGAGGAGAGAGAGAUCGUGGAUGACCAGGGGAACGAGGGAGAUGCUGAUGCUUCAGAUGCCAAGAGAAAAGACAAACAGGAAGAGGAGGUAGACUACGACAGUGAGGAGGAGGUUGGAGGCGAUGAAGGCGAGGAUAAAGACGAACAGGAGGAGGACGAGAAGGAGGAGGAGAAUGAAGAGAACACUCCUGAGGAGUCCCAGCCUCAGUCCGCAGGGGGGAGAGUGACGAGGAAGAAGAAGCGAUCAAAAAGAGCAGAAGGAGAGGCAGAGGACAGUUUGAAUGAGAUGAGAGUGAACUCUGUGCUGCAGUCCAACCCAGCGAUAGAGAGAUACUGUUAUGAUAUCCGGCAUGAACUCUGGUGUGAGGUUGACCUGGUGUUGCCAGUGAGCAAGGUGCACUUCGACUUGACCUCGGUCCUCUCAGCGCUGGCCCAGAACGCAGUCAUUAUGGAGACCAAAGGCCUGACGCGCUGCCUCCUGAGCGAAGUCACAACAAAGACGGGAGAGAAAGAGACGGUUCUCAACACGGAGGGGAUCAACAUGCACGAGUUGUUCAGGCACAGUGAUAUCUUAGACAUCAACAGAUUGUACUCCAACGAGGUCCAUGCCAUGGCUAAGACCUACGGGAUAGAAGUGGCUCUGAAGGUCAUCGAGAAGGAGAUCAAAGAUGUCUUCGCUGUCUACGGUAUCGAAGUGGACCCCAGACAUUUGUCACUGGUCGCAGACUACAUGUGUUUUGAAGGUGUCUACAAGCCAUUAAACAGGCACGCCAUUCAGUCCAACUCCUCCCCUCUGCAGCAGAUGACCUUUGAGACCAGCUACAAAUUCCUCAAACAGGCAACAAUGUUGGGCUCACAUGACCAGCUGGUGUCCCCCUCAGCCUGUCUUGUGGUUGGAAAGGUCGUCAAAGGUGGAACUGGAAUUUUUGAACUGAAGCAACCUCUCCAGUAGUCAGCUGUAAUUACUGGUUGCUUUCCAUCCUUAGAGUUUGGAUAUAUGACAUGGACUAAUAUAAUGACGGAGCAGGAGUGUGACACACUUUCAACUUAAUCCUGUGGAUAUGAAAUUCUUUAAAACAGUAGUGGAAUAUAUUUUGCUCCUGAAUUUAAAAACUUUACAAUUAUUUUGACCGAAUCUGUGUAAAAUAAAGUUCACCCCACUUGAGAUGAAUGCAAUCACCAAAGCAGUCAUUGUAUUACUUUAUGAAGACUGUGGGAGUUUACAACACAAAGAAUUAUAGCAGCAUAAAGCCUGGUAAACAACAAACACUGUUUGUCUUGUUUGUAUUUUAUAAUAAAGUUAAAAUUAUGUUUACAUA